GCUAGCGCCAUCUCUGUGUCUGGGAGCGCUACAUCACGGCCGCGCGAUCAGCUGUUUCCAUGGCGCAUGCGCAUUCUCGCUUUGUGACAGAAUGUGCCCGCGCCGUCCGAGUUUGCGCGCGCUUUUUCUCGCUCUGUGCGCUGUUUGACUGCAUUUACGGCAUGACGUUAACUCGCCCUCACAGCCAGAAUAUCGCACUCAUAUUGCUAGUGCGUCGGCUACGCAAAAAACGGAAGCGGACCAUGUACAUACGAGAGCUUUUUGACAAGCGCCCUCAACUCGGCGACUACCACCAGCUGGUGCAGGAGCUCCGCCAAGUGGACCCUGAGUACCACUUUAAGUAUUUCAGAAUGACCAAAGCGAAGUUCGAUCACCUGUUGAGCUUAGUGUACGAGAGAAUACUGCAUGCGCCUAACCACAGGAGACCGAUACGCCCUGCGGAAAGGCUGGCAGUGACUUUAAGGUUUCUGGCAACAGGUGCCUCAAUGCAAGACAUCGCAAUGAGCUACUGUAUGCACGCUACAGCGGUUGCUGGAAUUUUAAAAGAAACGCUACCGGCGAUAUGGGACUGCCUAUCGCCGCUCGUCCUGAAGCCCCCAGCAGCUGCUGAUUGGGUCAAAAUUCGCCGGGCAUAUAGCUCAAAGUGGAAUUUUCCAAAUGUAGUCGGAAGCAUAGAUGGCAAGCACUUUGCAAUUCAGUGCCCUGAUAACAGCGGGUCAGAUUAUUUCAACUAUAAAGGCUUCUACUCCAUUGUUCUGCUUGCCGUGGCUGAUGCAGACUACCGGUUUACUCUUGUCGAAGUCGGGGCACAAGGAAGGACUUCAGAUGGUGCUUUCUUUAAUGACAGCUCUAUUAGAGAAGUUUUUGAGCAUGGAAGUUUGGAGCUCCCUACAGCAGUCAAUGGGUGGCCAGUUUUUAUGGCUGGCCAAAUGCUGGCACAGGCUGCCUCAUCAAUUGUGCCAUCAUGGCUUGGGUUCCUUGAGGGAAUGAUGCCGUAA
Molecule: messenger RNA, 998 nt
Organism: Dermacentor silvarum
Lineage: Eukaryota; Metazoa; Arthropoda; Arachnida; Ixodida; Ixodidae
Product: putative nuclease HARBI1
Exons: 4
Coding region: 60-998 (312 amino acids)
Source: RefSeq, a predicted model, not a curated record